AAAAUCAUUUGAGGUGAAACAGGGUGCCAUGGCAGAGAUACUUUACAGAUCACACACCAACACAAACACACAGUACCAAUUACCAAUUACCAAACGAACUAUCGAGUGUGAUUAUUAUACGAGGUUGGGCCCAUAAUGUUUUCUAUUGUGGAGCCCAUGUUGUGGACGGUUCUGAUUGGCCUGGAAUAGGCGAGAUCUUCAUUCAUCAGUGCAGGUGCAGUUGUUGCAUUUGCAAUUUUCAUUUUAAAAUCCUGCCUGCCUAGUCCUCUGGACUGAGAUAUGGCAGAAGAGGAAGAAGAAUCAGAGCUUUGCGAGAAGCAGAAGAUAGAAAUCGCGAAAUGGUUCCUCCUCAACGCUCCCCCUGGAGAAAUCCAAUACGUUGCAAAAGAUGUGAAAUCCAUUCUGAACGACGACGAUUUGUACAAUGAGGCAGCUUCCGAAGCAUUUCCUUCUUACAACAAAUCCCACUUGAUUUCCCUUCAAUUGCCCAAUCGGAGCGGAGACGUGCUGGUUACUUCGUUUGGCGAGCUUGAAGGGAAUGCAUUUCUUGAUCCUAGGACUGCCCAAGUAGCAAUAGUUGACCAUGUUAAACAAGUUUGUACAGCGGUAAGACCUGCAAUGGAUGAGGAACUUCCAUCUCCAUACAUUGAAGAAUUUCGAUGCAGUCUGGAUGCUGAAAUACUUAAAUAUGUUGAAGAAGCUUAUCCAAAAGGUGUCUGCUCUGUCUACUGUGUAAAUGGGAAGGAUCUAGAUGGCCCAGGUUCUGAUUUUGAGCUUGCUGUGGUGAUUUCUGCUGCUAGGCAUAGCCCGCAAAAUUUCUGCAAUGGGAGUUGGUGUUCAAUAUGGAAUAUUGAGUUCAAAGAUGAUCAACAAACAGUGGAAGUAAAGGGUAAAUUGCAGGUGGGUGCCCAUUAUUUUGAGGAAGGAAAUGUGCAGUUAGAUGCAAAGCAUGAAUGCAAAGAUGCAACUCUUUUUCAGGCCCCUGAAGAUUGUGCACUUUCCAUAUCAAGCAUUAUUCGUCACCAUGAAACAGAGUACCUUGCUUCUCUUGAGGCAUCAUAUCUAAACCUUCCUGAUUCCACUUUCAAGGAUCUUCGGAGGAAACUUCCAGUCACCCGCACCUUAUUUCCAUGGCAUAAUACUCUGCAAUUCAGCUUGACAAGAGACAUGUCAAAAGAGCUUGGCAUUGGGAAGUAAUUACACACACAACAAAUAGUUGUGUUUACUCGAACUCGGUGGUGACAAGUUCCUUAUAUGUUCACUAUAUGUAAUUUGAUAAAGUCAUUCAUUCUUAGGGUUGACUUUAUAUUCACUCAUUUGCUUCUUGAAGCACCCUUUGUCGGAGUGUCUUCCGCCGUUGUACUGUACCGUAAUUCUUUUUUAACAUUUGUAUAGCAGUAAAGAGUUAAGCUUGUUUCUAUCCAUUAUUUCCUAAAAAGU
Messenger RNA from Gastrolobium bilobum, 1440 nucleotides. RefSeq names its product F-actin-capping protein subunit alpha. NCBI's taxonomy places the organism in Eukaryota, Viridiplantae, Streptophyta, Magnoliopsida, Fabales, Fabaceae. The transcript is spliced from 10 exons. Gene Ontology annotation, biological process: actin cytoskeleton organization; barbed-end actin filament capping. Gene Ontology annotation, molecular function: actin filament binding. Gene Ontology annotation, cellular component: actin cortical patch; F-actin capping protein complex. Bases 280 to 1197 code for a protein of 305 amino acids. The record is from RefSeq and is a predicted model, not a curated record.